GUGCAGUAUCGAUGUUUUGUAUUCUGUUCUUUUUUAAAUCGUCAAGAACUACUGAUUCUUUCUACGAAAAGAUUAAACGCAUUGAUUGGUUGGGUUCUUUGCUGAUUACAUGUUCAAUGAUGGCAUUUCUAUUACCUCUUAGUUGGGGUGGUAUUACAUAUCCUUGGAACUCUCCCAUUGUUAUUUCUUUAUUAGUUGUUGGUGUGGUGAUCUUGGCUUUAUUUAUAUACGUGGAAGGAUUUGUUGCGCCUGAACCUCUCGCCCCUGGUUAUUUAUUUAAAAAUCGUAGUAUAGUUGCUUGCUUUUGUGUUAAUUAUUGCCUUGGUUUGAUAUUCUUUUCGAUAAUAUAUUUUCUACCGAUAUACUUUGAAAUUGUCAACGAAGAUUCAGCUACUAUGUCUGGUUUAAAACUUCUUCCUUAUAUUGCGGGUGCUGUCAUCACAGUUUUAUUAUCUGGAUUCAUAGUUUCACAUACAAAAAUAAUUUCGUAUAAAGUAAUUUGUAUAUUUGGUGGUAUAUUGACUACUAUUGGUACUGGAUUAAUAACUUUAUUUGAUGUGCAUACAACUCUUGGUCAAGUAAUUGGUUAUUUAUUAAUUAGCGGGUUGGGAGCUGGUGCUGUCAUACAAACAGUAUUUUUGGCUGGUCAAGCUUCCGUAAAACAUGAAGAUGUUGCGGCUGUUACUUCUUUGAUAACGUUUUUCAGAACUAUCGGUGCUGUAUUCGGUUUAGGAAUUGUAGCUGCAGUAUUUGCAUCCGGUUUUUCGGAUCAAAUAAAAAUAGCUGUUGCCGUUCCUCAGGCACUUAAGAAUUAUCAUAUUCUUCCGGAGUUUGCUAAAUUAAAAACGAAACAACAGCUUGUAUCGUCGUUAAGUGUCUCAUUUAGGACAGGAAUUGCGUUUGGAUUGUUGCUAGUGAUAUCAGCUAUGUUUAUCAAAGAUGAAAAAAAUACAAAAGCAAAAGAAGUCAUGGAUAAGUUGUCGUCAUUUUUAUUAACUGUUUUUGUCAGAAAUAAGAAAAAAGCAAAAACAGAAGAGCAU
Racocetra persica is the source of this 1040-nucleotide messenger RNA. Lineage: Eukaryota; Fungi; Glomeromycota; Glomeromycetes; Diversisporales; Gigasporaceae. The record is from the annotation of a GenBank genome assembly.